Molecule: messenger RNA, 1121 nt
Organism: Coffea eugenioides
Lineage: Eukaryota; Viridiplantae; Streptophyta; Magnoliopsida; Gentianales; Rubiaceae
Product: putative ALA-interacting subunit 4
Exons: 8
Coding region: 1-1047 (348 amino acids)
Cellular component (GO): plasma membrane; endoplasmic reticulum; Golgi apparatus
Source: RefSeq, a predicted model, not a curated record
AUGGUGAAGAAUUCAGGAAUUUUCUCUGGCUACUUCAUUGUUGCAUCUGAUCAAUAUGCAAUUUUAGUUUCUGAAUUCUGGAUUCUAGGUUACCACAACAAGAUACUGCCUGCAUGCAAACCGAUAUUAAACAACUCCAGUGUAUUGGUGGUCACAACUUUUAUACUAGUAGGGGUUAUAUUCAUACCAAUUGGCCUUUUGUCUCUGUCUGCAUCAGAGAGGGUGGUUGAAAUUGUAGACCGCUAUGACGAGGAUUGCAUUCCUUCCGAUCAAGAGAAAACUGCAUUUAUUCAGAGUGACAAGACCAACAAAACCUGUGUCCGGAGCUUGACAGUCCCAAAGAAAAUGCAGCAUCCGGUUUACAUCUAUUACCAGCUUGAUAACUUCUAUCAAAACCAUCGUCGAUAUGUCAAAAGCAGAAGUGACAAACAGUUGCGAAACCCAGAAAAUGAGGAUUUAACAUCACCCUGUGAACCCGAAGCACGCGUUGAUAAUAAGCCCAUUGUGCCUUGUGGCCUUGUUGCUUGGAGUUUGUUCAAUGAUACUUAUGGAUUCUCAGUUGGUGGCAUGAAUCUAUCUGUAAACAAGAAAGAUAUUGCAUGGGACAGCGAUAAGAACUAUAAAUUUGGAUCAAAAGUUUAUCCUAAAAACUUUCAGCAGGGAAGCUUGAUUGGAGGAGGAAAACUGGAUGAAAAAAUACCAUUGAGUGAGCAAGAGGACCUUCUAGUCUGGAUGCGCACUGCAGCAUUGCCAAGCUUCCGAAAGUUGUAUGGGAGAAUUGAACAGGAUCUUGAGGCUAAUGAGAUGAUAACAGUGGUUAUACAGAAUAACUAUAAUGCUUAUGCUUUUGGAGGCAAAAAGAAGCUGGUUCUUUCGACUACGACUUGGAUUGGUGGAAAAAACAGUUUCUUAGGCUUGGGAUACAUCACUAUUGGUGGAUUGUGCUUAUUCAUUGCAACAACUUUCAUAGUAAUGUACCUUAUAAAGCCAAGGCCUUAUGGCGAUCCAUCCUAUUUGUCUUGGAACAGAAACCCACCUGGGAACUGAGUAUUCACUAUGUUCGAGUUGGCCAAUUGUUGAUGUAUUAAUAUUCCAUUAACACAUUCUGAAUCUUAGCAUUU